AAAAGCGCCGCGAGUUGCUAACAGGCGCCGCCGCCGGUCUACCUUUUGGCAGGGCGAGAAGCGGUCCGACCCGGCGGAGCGCAGUGGACAUGAGCAGCCCCGAUGCUGGAUACGCCAGCAGCGACGACCAGGCUCCGGGACCAGGCCCCUGUUCGCUCCCUCCGCUCAUGAUGCAGUGCCAGUGGGCAGAGUCGCUGAGCCCGCUGGCGGACGGCAAGGGCAAAGGCGAGGCUGCGCCCGAUCCAGCGCAGCAGGGCGCCCCGGGCCGGGCCAAGGGCGAAGCCCGCAUCCGCCGCCCCAUGAACGCCUUCAUGGUGUGGGCCAAGGACGAGCGCAAGCGGCUGGCGCAGCAGAACCCGGACCUGCACAACGCUGAGCUGAGCAAGAUGCUGGGACAGUCGUGGCGGGCGCUGUCGCUGGCAGAGAAGCGCCCCUUCGUGGACGAGGCGGAGCGGCUGCGCCUACAGCACAUGCGCGACCACCCCAACUACAAGUACCGGCCGCGGCGUAGGAAGCAGGUGAAGCGCCUCAAACGCGGCGACGGCAGCACGGCCGACGGAGGGGGCGGCUUCCUCCCGCCGCCGCAACACCCGCUAGGCCUGCCCGUCGAGCCUGGAGUCGGCGGCGGCUGCGACGGCCUGGGUCUGCCCUACCCCGAGCAGCAGUCCUUCGCCGGCGGGAGCUUCCACUACCGGGACUGCGCGCCGCUCCCGCUGCCUGCGCUGGGGGCCCCCUUCGGAAGCUACAACCUGCCCACGCCGGAGCCCGACUCGCAGAGCGGCGCCUGCGCGGAACCCGCCUUCUUCCCGCCCCCGGAGGACGGCGGCUGCCUGCUGGGCCCCUACGGCUACCCCACGCCACCCAGCGCCGAGUACCCCUGCGGCAGCGCCCCCGCUGGCAGCACCGGCGCCGCCCUCUUUCGCAGCCGCUUCCCGCCGCCUCUGGCCGCCUUCCCGCCCUCCUCGCCAGCUCAGGAUCCCGCGCAGCAGCAGCAGCCGCCUUGCAGACGCGGGGACGCCGCCGCCCUGGAGCACAUCCCUCCACACGACGUGGAGCUGCUGGCCGACAUGGACCGAGCCGAGUUCGAGCAGUACCUGCCCUUCGGCUGCCGGCCGGCGGAGCUGGGACUGGCCUACGCGGCCCACGAGGCGCCCGAGGGCAACCCCGCGGCCGCUUACUACUGCGCAGCCGCCGGCGGAGGCGGCGCCUACCCGGAGCUGUGAGGAGGCUUCUGCGGACCGCCGAGGGCUCCUUCGGUGCUAUUUAUUGUAAUUUAUUGACUGGCCGUCGGCAGAGGCCGCCGAGGACUUUUCCUGAAGGGGAGUGGAGCGGGGGCGGAGGGGCCUGCCUUCUGCAACUCCGCUGAAGGGGGGAAAAAUCUCUCAGGUGUUCAGAGACUGUCGAUCUGCCCUCGACUGACAGCUUUGAAGCGCAGACAGUAGAUCGACUCUUUUGAACCGCCUGCUUUUUAUACAAAUGUGUGUGGGGUGGGGUGGUAGGAUGUAGAGAAUGAUUUUGGACUUAAUGUUGUCAGUACCCCGGUAAAGUUUGACAUGGAAGGAACUGGCCAAUAAAA
Messenger RNA from Eublepharis macularius, 1576 nucleotides. It is a transcript of the gene SOX17, whose product is annotated as SRY-box transcription factor 17. Bases 90 to 1223 code for a protein of 377 amino acids. Lineage: Eukaryota; Metazoa; Chordata; Lepidosauria; Squamata; Eublepharidae. The transcript has 2 exons. The record is from RefSeq and is a predicted model, not a curated record. Gene Ontology annotation, molecular function: DNA-binding transcription activator activity, RNA polymerase II-specific; RNA polymerase II cis-regulatory region sequence-specific DNA binding. Gene Ontology annotation, biological process: heart development; anatomical structure morphogenesis; vasculogenesis.